Molecule: messenger RNA, 4062 nt
Organism: Pseudophryne corroboree (corroboree frog)
Lineage: Eukaryota; Metazoa; Chordata; Amphibia; Anura; Myobatrachidae
Gene: GLIS3
Product: GLIS family zinc finger 3
Exons: 11
Coding region: 943-3687 (914 amino acids)
Biological process (GO): regulation of transcription by RNA polymerase II
Cellular component (GO): nucleus
Molecular function (GO): RNA polymerase II cis-regulatory region sequence-specific DNA binding; DNA-binding transcription factor activity, RNA polymerase II-specific
Source: RefSeq, a predicted model, not a curated record
GCUGCCGGGCGGCGGGUGACUCAGGGGUGGCAGAGCCGUCACUUCGCUCUCCGCGCUGACGCUCACUUCCCCUGCCGUAGUGACUGCGCUACUCAGACGCAUUACUCGUUGUUAUAUACUACGGAACAGUGUGUGUGAAGGGUAACGGGGCAGCCAGGCGCUGCUCCCAGCUGUACACAGGGACAUCGCCGCUGCAGUGCAGCGGGACAGAGCGGUAAUGUCGCUCAGAGACGGAGUUAGCGCCAAUCAGUGACUCGGUGACCUGUGGUGCCUCCCACCUCCCCCCGCCUCCCUGACAGGGGGACCUGACAUUCACCUUCCCCCGCCCCUCUCCAUGCUCACAGACCGGCUCCUCUAUCCCUAAUCUUACUGCUCUCAGUGCCCGGGGCACAACGGCGGCAGCGGCACAGAGAGCGCAGGGAGCAGCCCCUGUCACCCUGACCCGGGAGCAGUCACACACACCCACAUAGCCCGGCAGCCGGUGACAGGGCAUGCCGCCUGCAUGUAGCGCACUAACCCCAGCAGCAAGUGACUGGACCGGCUGACAGGGGGGCGCACUGCCGGGGCUCCUACACAUCAGUUGCUCACAUUGCUGAUACUGCUGCUGGCACCUAGCACCAGGCUGCAGCUCUUUUUCUCCCUCCCUGGGGCUGACCCACGUACUGGGGGUAGUGACACUUGCGGGUCCGGGGAAGGCUGUCCAGGUGCAGUACUUGUCUGUGUAUCACUUGCUGUUUACUUGGAAGGGACAUUGAGAUAAUAAAACCUGUCCCAUAUAUUUGUGCUCAGGCUCUGGGGAGGAAGAUGCUCUUUGGGUGCUGUACUAGAAAUCCGUGUUACCUGGCAUAAUUUAAUAUGGAAUACCAAAAAGAAACACAUCAGUGAUCUGGAAAUUAUCCUUGGAUCAACAAAGUAGAGGAAUUUGAGAUCAAGUCAAGCAGAAUGAAUGGAAGGAACUGCAAUAUGAAUCACAGGGGUACUGGGACCCCCCAGGGACCAGGAAUGAUCAGUGGGCAGCAGAUUCCACCAAUUAGAGUACAUACAGGAACUCCAUCCCCAUCUUCUAAUAGUGCCACGCCCAGUCCUGCUAAUGGAAACCUGUAUUUAAAAAUGUCUCUGGGAGGUGGAGUAGCACCACAAAGCAGCGAGAACACCAUUCACUUACCUGCCUUAAGUCCAAGGAGACAAGUCAUAACAAAUGGGAAACCCGUAUUCCAAGUGCCACAGCCACCGAUUAUGCAGCCAUCUUCCUUAUCCAAGCAAAAGCAGCAGGAUUUUGUGCCUCCUUUUCCAGCAAGCUGUGUUAGAGGGAGUGUUGGCUUUGGUCUGCAGAGCAAGUCACAAGGAAAAGGCAGCUGCAACAAUCUUAUGGUCACCAGCAGUCCUAUGAUGGUCCAGAGACUGGGCCCCAUAUCCCCUCCUGCAAACCAGGCUGCGACAGCGUGCACUCAGAUGAGCCCCUGCUUACAGAGAACGCUAAAUCUUCAGCACUUAUCAAUACCUCCAUCUGAUACCAGGUCUCUUAUGUCCCGUGAGUCUCUUGCCUCUACAACUUUAAGCCUGUCGGAGAGUCAUUCUACAAUGAGUGUUAAACAGGAAUGGUCUUAUGGAUAUAGAUUUCAUCCUUCUAAUCAUGGUUCUCAAAACAGUAGUGAGCCAGGAGAUCUACUUAGUAUUCCACCCGGAACUUCUAUGUCCAGUAAUAGUGUCAACAACUCAUUGCCCUCAUAUCUGUUUGGCAUAGAGAACAACUGUUCGCCUUAUCCUAGUCCUAGACAUUCUUCUCCAAGAUCUCAUUCAGCACGAUCAAAAAAAAGAGCACUUUCAUUGUCUCCGUUAUCUGAUGGUAUAGGAAUAGACUUUAAUACAAUCAUUCGCACUUCACCAACUUCAUUAGUUGCCUAUAUAAAUGGUUCAAGAGCUUCUCCAGCUAAUAUCUCGCCUCAACCUGAAGUUUAUGGCCAUUUUUUAGGGGUCAGGGGGAGCUGUAUCCCUCCAACAUGUAUUGGGUCAAACUCUCAGAGAAGUCUUCUUGCCAUCAAUGAUAAUGUAUCUAUUCCUGAGAAUGUGACAGCAGAAUAUCAGCGUAUGCAACAGCUGGAACAAAAUAGCUUGCAGGCUGAUGCUAUGAACAAUAUGGUGGUUCGGCAUAGCAGUGGGCUAAAUGAAGGGCAGACAAUGGGAGUUUUAAAAAGUGAAAGGGUGGAUGAAUUUCCAGGUGGCAUGACUUCUGAAACUCCCCUUCCUCUUACAGCUCCUCCUCAUCAAGGUCCACCACCACCUUACCAUGCCCAUCAACAUAUGCAUCAACAUGACUUGUUAAAUCAUUCCCACCAGCUGUCACUCCCACCUCCUGGUCAGGUUCCUUUACUAGAAGAGGAGGGAGAAAUAGAUGAUUUUAAUGGUAAGCACUGUUGCCGGUGGAUUGAUUGCAGCGCUCUAUAUGAUCACCAGGAGGAGCUUGUACGGCACAUAGAAAAGGUUCAUAUAGAUCAGAGGAAAGGAGAGGACUUUGCUUGCUUUUGGGCAGGUUGUCCUCGAAGAUACAAGCCCUUUAAUGCUCGUUAUAAACUUCUCAUUCACAUGCGGGUCCAUUCUGGAGAGAAACCAAACAAGUGCACGUUUGAAGGGUGCAAGAAAGCAUUUUCAAGGCUUGAAAAUCUAAAGAUUCACUUACGGAGUCACACGGGGGAGAAGCCCUACCUUUGCCAGCAUCCUGGCUGUCAAAAGGCUUUCAGCAACUCAAGCGAUCGUGCCAAACAUCAAAGGACGCACCUGGAUACUAAACCCUAUGCAUGUCAAAUUCCAGGGUGCAGUAAGCGGUACACAGAUCCAAGCUCAUUACGAAAGCACGUUAAAGCUCAUUCUUCCAAAGAUCAGCAUGCCAGAAAAAAGCUACGACCAAGACCAGAGCUGGACCAAGAAAUUCUCAGCGACUGUCUCACUAUUCAGCCUCUGCAGCCAUCAACAUCGCCACAAGAUCCCACAGAGAACACACUUGGAAGGUCUCCUGGCCCUGUGCAUGACGUAUAUCCAGCUGCUUUGUUCUCCAGUACUCACUCAAGUAGAAGUGGAACAGCUGGCGGAAGUGUACCUCAAUCUCAACCUCUUGCUUCCAAUCACCCUUCUCCAGUAAACAAUAUGCAGUCCAGUCCACAUAAUCCUCCAUCCCAGCUACCUCCUCUAACACCAAUGGAGCCCGGCUCAGAUAGAUUUUCACCUCAUCAUUCAAGCCCAAGGAGACUUAAUGUCCCCCUGAAUAUGAUGCAGAGACGAACUCCACAGCCACCACAAGUGCAGUCAGUGGGAGGGGCUUACUCAAAGACAUACCCGGCAAUAGCAAAUGCCUCAGUGCAACCGAACAGUCUUCAUGUUCAAGGAUUUUAUGGCCAGCUGCAGACGUUUUUCCCUCCACAUUACAGUGAUCCUCAGAGAAACAUACAACAUGGUAAUAUGUGUAGCAUGAUGCCUCCUAUGGAAGAUGGUUGUGGGAACAAAACAGACUUUGAUGCGUUUCAUAGGGCAUUCACUUCUCACUCUGGUAUCACAGUCUAUGAUUUCCCGAAUGGAUCAGCUGGCCUGUUUGGGGACUCGCAACGGAAUAACUUAGAGGAUACCAGUUUCCUACAGAUUAAUGCAAUUGAUCGCUGUCCUAGCCAACUUUCCUCAGUUUACACCGAAGGAUGAAUUGGACUGUAACUUGCCUAUAGCAUGAGUGUUAAACGACUGGGAAAUAGACCAGAAAUUGUUCAGAAAAGGAGUAACUCUUUAGAAGAACAGUCAAUCUGAAUAUAUAGGUUUCUACUCAAAGGGAAAGCAUAAAAGAAGCUAGAAAGCGAAUUGCAUUUUACAUCUCCAAAAUGCAAUUACAUAAGACGUCAGCAAUGAGCAACAGAAAAAGCAAGAUACACUUUACAGAUUCUGUGCACCUCUGUCAGCUUUAAGACCUGAUAAUACUGAACUUAAGUUAAUUCAACUCAAUGAAUUUUGGACUUACUGCAGUCAUCAAGAUGACUCUGAUGCUAAAUUGAACUGUCAAUUAAAGACAUUUCCCACCUGUAA